Messenger RNA from Rhineura floridana, 4527 nucleotides. RefSeq names its product F-box and WD repeat domain containing 11 (gene FBXW11). NCBI's taxonomy places the organism in Eukaryota, Metazoa, Chordata, Lepidosauria, Squamata, Rhineuridae. The record is from RefSeq and is a predicted model, not a curated record. The transcript is spliced from 15 exons. The coding region runs from base 524 to 2119 and encodes 531 amino acids. Gene Ontology annotation, molecular function: protein dimerization activity.
UCUUUUCCCGCCGGUUACCGCAGAGCCUUUCGGGAGCAGUAGUUUCCCCUCCGCCUUCUGUGGCAGCGGUUGCCGUUCCGCUGCGGGUGCGAACGACGACGUUGCCGCCGUUGUCGCAACCCGCCCGCCGCGUCGGCUUUCUACCUCACUUCCUCUUCCGGGCGCGCGGCCGAGGCGGCGGCGGGUCAGUCGGUCGAUCUAUCGGAGCCGGCCUCCUCCUCCUCCUCUACUACAGUACUACUGUGGGCAAAGGGAGGGGGGUCAAUACGGGGUUUUCUCUCCCCCGCCGAGGAGGAGCUGCCGCCGCCGGCGCUGCUACUACUAUCACCACCACAUUGCCCGCCGCGAUGGAGCCGGAGUCGGUGAUCGAGGACAAGACUAUCGAGCUGAUGACAAGUGUGAAAAGGAAACCCCAUUCGAAUCCCCAUUCAUUCUGGAUUGGUGGAUCUGAAGCACAGAAACAGAGUUUCAGUGUUCUGUGCCAAGGUCUUUGUGGCUAGGCUGCUCCAACCUGGUAGAGAGCAUGUGCGCACUGAGAUGCCUGCAGAGCAUGCCCAGUGUCAGAUGUCUCCAGAACACAUCAGUAAUGGAGGAUCAGAAUGAAGAUGAGUCUCCAAAGAAAAACACACUGUGGCAGAUAAGCAAUGGAACUUCAUCUGUGAUAGUUUCAAGGAAACGACCAUCUGAAGGAAACUACGAAAAGGAAAAAGACUUGUGUAUUAAAUAUUUUGACCAGUGGUCUGAAUCGGAUCAGGUUGAAUUUGUGGAACACCUUAUUUCACGAAUGUGUCACUAUCAGCAUGGACAUAUUAAUUCUUAUCUAAAACCCAUGUUGCAAAGAGAUUUCAUCACUGCUUUACCAGAACAAGGCUUAGACCACAUAGCAGAAAAUAUCCUCUCCUACCUUGAUGCCAGGUCGCUCUGUGCCGCAGAGUUGGUUUGUAAGGAAUGGCAACGAGUUAUUUCAGAAGGAAUGCUAUGGAAGAAGCUUAUUGAGAGAAUGGUACGAACUGAUCCGCUCUGGAAGGGGCUGUCAGAAAGAAGGGGCUGGGAUCAGUACCUGUUUAAAAACAGACCCACAGAUGGCCCUCCUAAUUCAUUUUACAGGUCAUUGUACCCAAAGAUAAUUCAAGAUAUAGAGACUAUAGAGUCUAACUGGCGAUGCGGAAGGCACAACUUGCAAAGAAUUCAGUGCCGUUCUGAAAACAGUAAAGGUGUUUACUGUUUACAGUAUGAUGAUGAGAAGAUUAUCAGUGGUUUAAGGGACAACUCCAUCAAGAUCUGGGAUAAAACAGGAUUGGAAUGCUUGAAAGUAUUAACAGGACAUACUGGCUCCGUUCUCUGUCUGCAGUAUGAUGAAAGAGUCAUUGUAACUGGAUCUUCUGACUCUACUGUGAGAGUUUGGGAUGUGAAUACAGGCGAAGUCCUAAACACAUUGAUUCAUCACAAUGAGGCAGUGCUUCACUUGCGUUUCAGUAAUGGCUUAAUGGUGACUUGUUCAAAGGACAGAUCUAUUGCUGUCUGGGAUAUGGCCUCACCAACUGACAUCACUCUGCGCCGUGUAUUAGUUGGCCAUCGGGCUGCUGUUAAUGUUGUUGACUUCGAUGAUAAGUAUAUUGUAUCCGCCUCAGGUGAUAGGACCAUUAAAGUUUGGAGCACAAGCACAUGUGAAUUUGUCCGCACUCUUAAUGGGCACAAGCGGGGCAUUGCCUGCCUCCAGUACAGGGAUCGACUUGUUGUGAGCGGAUCAUCGGACAAUACCAUUAGGCUUUGGGAUAUCGAAUGUGGGGCCUGUUUAAGAGUGCUGGAAGGACAUGAAGAACUGGUUAGAUGCAUCAGAUUUGAUAACAAGAGGAUUGUAAGCGGAGCCUAUGAUGGCAAAAUCAAAGUUUGGGAUUUGCAAGCUGCUCUUGACCCCCGUGCCCCAGCAAGUACACUAUGCUUACGUACACUAGUGGAACACUCAGGACGUGUGUUUAGACUCCAAUUUGAUGAAUUUCAGAUCAUUAGUAGUUCCCAUGAUGAUACCAUUUUGAUUUGGGAUUUUUUAAAUGUGCCCCCCAAUGCACAAAAUGAGACACGCUCUCCAUCCAGAACAUACACUUACAUCUCCAGAUAACAGUCUGCAAUUUACCGCUCUCCAAGGAUUCCACAGUCUUUGAACUACUGGACAUUCGGCUAUUCCACAUCUGAAGACAUCAGCCACCGCUAAAGUCAGAAGUGGUUCUAGAUGCUGUGUAGAUGCGAAGCAGCACAACUCUAUAUCUAAACUUACCUUUACCAGGCCUUCUUCACUCAGUGGUCUCCUCUGAGAAAUUAAGGAAUUCACUGAGUUGGGGUAGAAGAAAUUCAGUCUAUCCUUCAUUGCAAUGCAAGAUCCAAAGCUUCAUGAGUAAAUUGCCCAUAUACACUGAACUGAUGGCUUGUUUUUCCAGGAGUAAAUCAGAUGUCAAGGAAGGACUUGGCCUAAUUUAUAUUUGCUUUGCACUUUUAUCUGACUCUGAAGAAGAAAAACAUUCUCUGUGAAAUUGUGGGUGCCAAACAUAUACCCAGAAUGUACAGGGCUUUGCUUUCAAAGUCAUUCUCCUCCUGUAGACUUUGUUUCAUGACUGAUGCGGAUCCUCUUCUGUUGGCUAGGAGUAUCAAUUGGACUGGUAGAAAUAUUUCUGAAUGGAUCAGUAAUAUUUUGGAUGAUAGUUUACUUAUUUCUGCAACAGUAAUUUGCUUUAAUUUAAAUAUUGUAAAUUGGGCUAGAUUAUCUAAACUAGGUGUACAGCACUGUCUUUUCUUUUAAUUGUACCCUGUACUUCAGCCGUACUCCUUCGCCUCCUAAUGCUUGGUAUAGUUGGAUCCUUCGUGUGUGCUUGCCUCAUAAUUUCCAAAUGCCGUAACUGUAUAAGCAUGUAGAUAUAUUGUACAUAAACAUAACCUCCAAGUGCUGGGAGUCAGGGUCUCCUGAUACUGUAUACAGAUGCCCAAGGCAUACGUUUUUAAGCAUUGAGGCAUUCUUACGACUGGCACCAUAUGGGGUUGGGAUUGCUUAAGAAAUAUUUCUCUGUGAAAAGGAGGAUUUUGGUAUUCAUUAGGAUUUUUUUUAAAGAAAUUGGGGUGUAACAUCUUAAUGUUAAACGUCUAAAACUUCUUUUUUAUUAAAAGUUAAAAAUUGUUUUGUUUUUCCAUGCUGCAAUAUUUGCAAACCAUCUUAAGCCAUUGGCCAAAGUUGCAUACAUAGUAACAACUUUUACAAUCCAUUCAAAGAGUCCUUGAUUUACCAUGCUUAUGCGUUGAACUGAAGAUUGAAAUUGCUGUUCCACUGUGACCUUGUAGGGGAUGGUCAAGGUUCCUUACCAUUUAUUUUGAGAAAACUGGCAGUUCAUGGCAACACAUCAUUGGAAUGUCUUCUCUUUCAAAAGUAUGGCUGGUUGUGGCAGUUAGUCAUACAUUUCCCUAUACAAAAGCAAACUCCCUAGUCUCUGUCACCUUUUUAAGUUAUUGUUAGGCAGUAUUGUUUAGUGACUUCUUAUGCUAGUUUUGAACAUUAUUAACAAAUAAAAUAUAAUACUGGAUGGUCUAGGAACUGGGUAGUUCGCAUGGAUAUGGACUCUGUCAUUCCUUAGUCAUACGGUUUGUAUUUGUUUUUCUUUUGCAGCCACUCCUGAUUUAUCUCCCCCCCCCCUUUUUUUUUUGGUUGAGGGGUCAAGGAAUGCUGAUAACCGAUAUAAAUGACCAAUGAAUGAAUACUACUUAUUUUAGUGGAACACCUAUGGCUGGAUAUUUCACUUGCACACCUGCCAGCUUGUCAGUUCAAUGGAAAAUAAAAGCACACAUCAGAUGUGAAAAAGGUGCAACUUGAGCUACUUCUGGUAUUCCACUCUUUGCCUUCCUAGGUGUUACGAAUCGACUGCUUUUGAGUUCAUGAAUCCCCCUUCAGAGCACUACUUCAAAGACUUAUUACAUGGAUAUGAUCCAAUCUCACAUAAGAGGACACGUUCCCAUGUUCUCAGUUUUUAAUAUGGUCAACAGUUAUGGAACUACCAUCUGACAGCUACAAUAUGAAAGACCCUUCCCCACUCCUGAUGUCCUUUAAUAGUUGUAAUAUGAAAGACUUUCUAUUGCAGCCCUGAAGACAAAGGUAUUUAUGGAAAACUAUCCUUUUUUAAUGCAUGUGUAAGAUGAAAUUCAUGUUUUUCCAUGGGAAAUAAUGGUAUUUGAAGAUGCAGCCUAAACUACUUUUGAUUGUGCUCGGUGUAACAUAGCUGUGGAGUUUGUGACUGGCACCCAAAGAACUUGGCUCUUGGGAUUAAUGAUAGUGAUCCUGGCUGUACUCUGGACUUUGUUUUGCUAAUCAUUACUGAGCAGCUAUAUGUUACUGCUAGAUUAAUGUUUCAAAGCACUGGGAUAGUCUUAUUCUAACUUGUAAUUAUGUUUGCCAGUUACCUGUUUGGAAAGUUUGUGUAUGAACAGCUUAUUGGACAACUGUUGAAUUGUACAGAUAUUGUUCACGAUAUAAGGCUUUGUACUGUGGAA